AUGCCGGUCCCUCGGGCUCCGGCUCCGGGCAUCCUUGGGCCCCGCCCGGCGGGUCACCAGGCCCUCUUCGCCGCGCCGAACGCCGCUCCCUACAACGGCUAUGGUACCGCGCCCCCGCCGGCGCCCGCCUACGGGUCCGCGCCGGCCUAUGGCUCCGCCGCCGCGCCGGCCUAUGGGACCACGCCCUCCUACGGCGCCGCCGCUGCUCCGGCCUUCGGGGCUGCUCCCGCGCCGGCCUACGGAGGGUUCUACCCUCCUCAGGCGCCGCCGCCGUGGGACCCGGCCUUGCUCGCCGCACUGCACUCCGCCCCGUCACCGAGCUCCUAUGGUGGCGGUGGUGACUGGUACAUGGACUCGGGCGCCACUGCUCACAUGACUGCUCAUCCCGGACGCCCGUACACGGAUGGUGCUCCACCGAUGUGA
Messenger RNA from Aegilops tauschii subsp. strangulata, 423 nucleotides. NCBI's taxonomy places the organism in Eukaryota, Viridiplantae, Streptophyta, Magnoliopsida, Poales, Poaceae. The record is from RefSeq and is a predicted model, not a curated record.